AUCCAGUGGAUGAAGGAAGAAAUUGAAACACAACGGGGCUUCAGGACUUUUCAAGGUCCUGCUGGUAGUUAAGGCCCGUGCUCAGUUUCAGAAGAAGCCUGGAAAAAACCAAUCGCUGAGUUAAAAAGAGUCGGUGCCAAAACGAGAUGGGAAGGCUUCCUCCCGCGGAUCACAGUUAGGAAAAAGAGUGGGCGCUGUCUGCGCGGAACCUGGGCCACGAACAAAGAGGGUUUGGGAAGCCUCUCAGAUACUGAAUCCUAACAGGCUUUUGAUCACAGUUACGGCAAAACCAAACACGCUUACAGGCGGGCAGCGAGCAGUUCCACACUGGUCCUCUGAGUCCGUCCUCCAGCAGGGCUGGGAGAGGGCGUUGUUACCCUCGCUUUGUGGAGGGAAUGAACAGAGGCCGCGCGUCUUAAGGAUCCUACACUGGCACCACUGCACAGCAGCUCUGAGUCUUCCACCGAGCUCACUCGUUAACAUUCUCUCUUCCAGGAUAAACUGGAAAGGAUCCUGGUUGGCCAAAGAGCGGGGACCCCUGAGGCACGAAGUUAUUUCUUUAAGGCCACAGGGGGGAGCACGCGCCGGUGUGGAAGGGAACCCGAGACUCCCGAGUGGGGAGCAUGGAUGCUCUCAGCCAAUCCCCUGCAGAAGCUGUGCUUCCCAAGCACAUCUUGGAUAUCUGGGUCAUUGUCCUCAUCAUCCUGGCCACCAUUGUCAUCAUGACCUCCUUGUUGCUGUGCCCAGCCACUGCAGUCAUCAUCUACCGCAUGAGGACUCAUCCCGUCCUCAGCGGGGCCGUCUGAGAACCAUCCAAGAGGGUCAGCUUGGGGAUGCGGACACGCCUGUUCUCAGGAGAAGUAGGAUGAACUUUGGAGUUACACUUGCAUUCUGAUUUUGAUUCUGCAGCCGGCCAACCGUGUGAAUUUGGUUAAGCGACCUAACUCUGAGUUCCAGGUUCCUUAUCUUUCAGCUGGGGAUCAUGAUCCUCAACCUUCCUACCUCAUAGGCCUGUGAGAACCAAAUGACUCAAGGAAGAUGAAAGCUGUUUGUGAGCUGCAAGGCCACCACAGGCCUCCAGGUGUUGACACAGUGUGCUGAAAUGCUUUGAAGAACCAAAGAACCUAAAAGCUGGUGAUGGCCUUAAAGGUGGUAAGGGGAAUGCUGGGAACAGAACAGCCUUUGCCCGUGCUCCUCAAGGGAAACCAAGUAAAGCCAUUCUGUCCUCGCUCAAAGGGACCAGCAGCACAGUAGCUCGAUUAUUUUCUUUAUAGAUUGCUACUCCCUCAAAUUUUGUCAGUUGGGGGAGUGAGGGCUGAGUUUGACAGAGGAAGAGAGGUGGGUAGAACUUUCCAGAACCUUCUCUGUGCCAGAGUUUCUGCCCCUGUGUAAUCCAGAGGAGGAUCCCACCAUUAUCUGGCAGUGAUAAGGAAGUUGGGGUAAUGGGCUUCUUUCCGCAUUGGAGUCUCAGGUCUCUGUUAACGUUGACAUUAAAGCAAUGUUGGAAAAUGCAGGGUAGCCAGAUAUGGUGCCCAGCUUUCAGGACCUCCAGACCCAUCCCUUGCGUGUCCUACACUAGAGAUGCUGUGUCACUGUUUCCCAGCUCCUGGUAUAGUGGCUUCAAAUGUACUCGCUUCCCUCUACCCCACUGGCACUGCAGCCAAUCCAAGGUACUUAUAUUUCAGGAUAUUCCAAGGCAUUUGGGAUCAAAUUAAAGUAAUGAUGGUUAUUUUAGAUGCUAUGAUUUAUGUUUAUAUAGAGAUAUUUCCAGACCACUGAAGUUCUUGGUUACCCAAAUCAGAGGCAUCCUAAAAUUUGUUAAAUUAUGUUAGAGGAUAGCACAGAUAGUAGAGUAUUACUAUGUACAAAUGAUGCCUUUCCUUGAUUUUAUUUCAUUGAUGUACACAACCCAUUUCCAAUAAAAUGUUAGA
Fukomys damarensis (Damara mole-rat) is the source of this 1931-nucleotide messenger RNA. It is a transcript of the gene Smim3, whose product is annotated as small integral membrane protein 3. The transcript is spliced from 2 exons. The record is from RefSeq and is a predicted model, not a curated record. Lineage: Eukaryota; Metazoa; Chordata; Mammalia; Rodentia; Bathyergidae. The coding region runs from base 624 to 806 and encodes 60 amino acids.